UUAGGAUCGGAACAGUCUGACAGGACCUGAGCGAGAGGAAGAACAAAUGGCCCAGGUCGGUAGCCUGAUUCAGGACGAUGAAUACAAGAGGCGAUGGCCGGACUUAAAUGAAACCAUUCAUGGUUAUGAGCUCGAAGACUUGUCCAGCCUGCACCUGCAUACCAGGACAGGGCCGAGGCAUGGCAGGCCCCGUCAAUCCCCGCCGCCAUAGAAUCCGCAUACUUGGGGAUUGGGUCCAAUUCAGGGAAUGGAAGGCACUGCGUAUGGUACAAGACAAUAUUUCAAGUUUGACAAAUUAUGUGGUCGGUACAGAUGUUUUGCUUUUUUUGCUUCCUUUAACUUUCCUCCUUUCCGCUUGGCCCAGAUCCACUCGGAGGAGAAGGUUCAAUGUGGACAUUACCCCUUUCCGACGGGCAGGCAAAUCCGCUCUGUCGCAUUGUGAUGCGAGAUGUGGGAUAUAGCUAAACCAUUAAAAUUUUGAAAUUAAAUUAUGACAGGAA
Messenger RNA from Aspergillus eucalypticola CBS 122712, 500 nucleotides. RefSeq lists its product as uncharacterized. The transcript has a single exon. The record is from RefSeq and is a predicted model, not a curated record. Lineage: Eukaryota; Fungi; Ascomycota; Eurotiomycetes; Eurotiales; Aspergillaceae. Bases 108 to 461 code for a protein of 117 amino acids.